CAAAUGUGGUCUGCUUUGAGAAAUGACUACUAUGCCGCAUAAAGAGCAAAUGAUAUGGGAAGAGAGUGAUGUCCCUGAAGAUCUGUCCUUAGAGGAGAGAGACGAGCUGUCCAACAUACGGCGCAGGAAAAAAGAACUGCUUGAUGAUAUUGAGCGGCUGAAGUUUGAGAUCGCUGAAGUGAUGACAGAAAUCGAGCAGCUCACGUGUGUGGGUGAGAGCAAAACAACACAGAGAAACAAACAAAUUGCAAUGGGAAGAAAGAAAUUCAACAUGGACCCCAAAAAAGGGAUCCAGUUUCUGCUGGAGAACGACCUCCUGCAACAGACCCCUGAAGACAUCGCUCAGUUCCUCUAUAAAGGCGAAGGCUUGAACAAAACUGUUAUCGGGGAUUACUUGGGGGAACGGGAUGAAUUCAACAUCAAAGUGCUCCAGGCUUUCGUAGAGCUCCAUGAAUUUGCCGACCUCAACCUCGUUCAGGCUCUGAGGCAGUUUCUCUGGAGUUUCAGACUUCCUGGUGAGGCCCAGAAGAUCGACAGAAUGAUGGAAGCGUUUGCAUCCCGGUACUGCCAGUGCAACCCUGGAGUCUUUCAGUCCACAGACACAUGUUAUGUCCUGUCCUUUGCCAUUAUUAUGUUAAACACCAGUCUUCACAAUCCCAACGUCCGGGACAAACCCGCCGUAGAGCGUUUCAUCUCCAUGAACAGAGGCAUUAAUGAUGGAGGAGACCUGCCAGAGGAGCUGCUCCGGAACCUGUACGAGAGCAUCAAGAGCGAGCCCUUUAAAAUCCCUGAAGAUGAUGGCAACGACCUCACACACACGUUCUUCAACCCGGACCGAGAGGGCUGGCUGCUCAAGUUAGGAGGACGUGUAAAAACUUGGAAGAGAAGAUGGUUUAUUCUGACUGACAACUGCCUGUACUAUUUUGAGUACACAACAGACAAGGAACCACGUGGAAUUAUUCCUCUGGAGAACCUCAGCAUCAGAGAGGUGGAGGAGCCCCGGAAACCUAACUGCUUCGAGUUGUACAAUCCCAACCAUAAAGGGCAGGUGAUCAAGGCGUGUAAGACAGAGGCAGAUGGGAGGGUAGUGGAGGGAAACCACGUCGUCUACAGGAUAUCAGCACCCACACCAGAGGAGAAGGAGGAAUGGAUCAAAUCCAUUAAAGCGAGCAUCAGCCGGGACCCCUUCUAUGACAUGCUGGCCACCAGGAAGAGACGAAUCGCCAACAAGAAGUGAAAUCUGCAUCCAAACCGCUUCCCCAAAGCCUGCAACACACACUGCCUUCUGGGACAGCCGUUGUGCGAGUGUGUGUUUGACGGGCCCAGCAGCGGAAGAAUUCAUGUUUAUAGUUCCUUUCUUGUGUUUCUAUUCGUACAAAAACACAGCUGUCCUGCUCUGUUUGUAUUUGCAUGGAUGUUGGUGUGAAAACCUGGACCUCGGAAAACCUGGAAAACCUCACUCGAGAG
Messenger RNA from Sinocyclocheilus anshuiensis, 1467 nucleotides. RefSeq names its product cytohesin-3-like. Lineage: Eukaryota; Metazoa; Chordata; Actinopteri; Cypriniformes; Cyprinidae. The coding region runs from base 23 to 1237 and encodes 404 amino acids. The record is from RefSeq and is a predicted model, not a curated record. Gene Ontology annotation, molecular function: guanyl-nucleotide exchange factor activity. Gene Ontology annotation, biological process: regulation of ARF protein signal transduction. The transcript is spliced from 13 exons.